AAGAGUUUGGUAAGGGCUUGAUCCCAUCUUCCUGUUUACAUUGCGACAUCAACUUCUCACGGACAUUUAAAUGUUAAGAGAUGGAAAUUAAUUCGGCAGUGUUUCUGUGGUACUUCACUAUAAAAACACAACAGUUCGUUAAACAAGAAACCGGAGAUGUUUACAGCGUGAUUUAAACGAGAGAUCAAAGCGUCCGUCGACCUCACAGCAUGAAGACUGAAUAAUACUAAAAAGAAACACACUAAAUAUAUUAUAUAGAGCUUAUAUUAUGUGCUCUGCUGGUACUGACACGAGCGACACUUUCAUCACAUCACAGGAAACCCUGUUGGAUGUAAUUAACACUGGGAGUGGCCUAAAGCUGAUGACAGCCACACCCCACCUGAUCAGUUUGGGCAGUGGGCAUCUCAACUUUUCUAUAACUUUAAUAGCACUUACAAAAGAAUUGAAUCACAUUGCCUGUGAGGAUGCAGGGUUACCACAAGAUAAUCCAGGGCUCCAGCCGCACCACUGUGUCAUCACCAACAGAGAUGGAGUCAUAACUUUACACCCCUGUGAAAAUAUCUGCAGUCUGGAUGGAAUUCCUGUCAGCAAGCCAACAAAGCUCACACAUGGGUGCGCUCUUUGUCUGGGUAAAUCUUUCUUCCGUUUCAACCACCCAGAAGAGGCGAAACGCAUGAAGAACAUGCUGCAGGAGAAGACUGCCGGACCCACGCUGUCCCUUAGCACGGAUGCAACCAAGCUUCAUUCAAAUGGUGGCACAUUGGGUGGAUCAAGUGUCCGUGGCACUCGCUCGAAGGCAGAGCUUCAGGAGUUGAUGGAAAGCUUACAGCGCCGGAAAUCAGCUUUGGAAGCCAGUUUAAAGGCUACAGCAGAACGAGGUUACAUCACACUGUCCUCACCCCCGAGUCCCCAAUCAGCUUCUAACUAUCUACAAGAGCGCCCGCCUCUUUCAAUCAGAGUCCCCUCUCCUUACACACCGACCAGCAAUUUGAGCAUGCCACCAUCCCCCCACCAAUCAGAGCGUCCAUUAAGCCCAGUCCCAAACCAAUCCCGAACCCGACACCAAUCACAAGACAACCUCUUACUUUGCCAAUCUUCUGACGUGCGGCAACCCAACGCUACCACCUUGCUUCUCUCCAUGUGGAACGGCUCCAAUUCGUCCUACGUGAACGAAAGUCUUCCUCCAUCUCGCCGAGGUCCGAGCGGGGCAGCCAGCAUGCCCUCCAGCCCUCGCUUGGGGCGCAGGUUGUUCGCCAGAGACGGGGAUUUAGCCGCAGAGCCGACGCUCCGGCAAAGGAAGUACUCCACCGGCUCCCUGAAUGGCCUGGGAGGACAUAGCCGCUCUCUGCCCCGGCUGUAUCGUGGAGACACCCCUAUGCUUUCUUUGCCACCCCGUCGCACCACCAAACCACGUCGCAGCCUUCCAGCCAUGGAGAAACCCCCAGAUGUGACGGUGAUAGCCAGCAUGCCCAGCAGCCCCCGUAGGGCUAGCCUCUGUUCUGUGGGCUCUGCCCCGUGUUUGGACCUGGGUGUAGGUGAAAGGCGCCAGUCUUUUGGUAAAGGAGGAGUGGGGCCAGGGAUGGGGCAGAGGAGGGGUAGUAUCAGUUCGCUGAGUGGAAAAGAAGAAUUGAGAGAUUAUCAUCAGAGACAAAGAGAUGAGAGACUCAGAGAACAGGAGGUGGAGAGACUGGAACGACAGCGUCUGGAAACCAUCCUGUGCCUAUGCUCUGAGCUUGGCCGAUCUGAUUUCAGUCGGACGGAGACCGACUCUGGCGUCUCGGCCGUGUCUGACCUGCAGAAGAUCAAUCGUGAGCUGGAGAAGCUGCAGGUGUCGGAUGACGAGUCAGUGUUUUCGGACUCUGCCGGAGUGUCUGUGGAGAGUGGGUUUGUGGGUAAGACUCGAGGAGAGAUCGUGACCCAGAGGCAGCGCAGACUCAGUGGACACAUACCCCAGUCACCCACCACUUCCAUGCGAAGCUCAGUCCCAUCACCCUCGCUACAUCUCCGCAACAAGCAGGUGUCUGAAGACAUGCAGCUGCGACAGGAGGUCACACGUAUAGAAGAGGAAAGAAUUCAGGUGCUCAACAAUAUUGAGGAACUGGAACAGAAGAUCAGAGAUCUGGACACACAGAUGGACGAGUCGAUCAGGGAGAUGGAGGUAGAGCGAGCUCUUCUGGAUGGGGAGCAGGAGGCUGAGUUGGCUCAGCUACAAAGCGAUAAAGACGAGCUGGAACAACUCAAGGAAAAAAUGGGCAGCAUGGAGAAAAGUGCUCAAAACAAUCAGACUCAGGACAAAGCCCUGUUGGAGGCAGAAAGAGUUAAAAUAGAGAAGCUAGCUGAGCUGAUCUCAGAACAGAGGACCCAGUUGGACAACUGUCCUGAAGCACUGAAGGAGCAGCUCCACAAUCAGCUAUCCAGGGUCAGUCAGGACAACGAAGCUUUGGAAAUACAGACAAAGCGCUUUGAAGACUUGGAGUUUCAGCAGUUAGAAAAAGAAAGCCGUCAAGAUGAGGAGAAGGAGACUCAGACGCAACAUCUCCUCCAAGAGAUGGCUGAAUAUCAGAGGUCUCUCAUAAAUCGCAAGGAGAGGCUGCUUACCCUAAAGAAGCAGUCGACUCAGAUUACCCAGCAGGCUCAGCGGGAAAAAGAAAACUUCUUAAAGGAAAAGAGCAAUCUUAUUUAUAUGCUGCAAAGGGAGCGUGAAAAUCUCUCUGCUCUGGAAAGAAAGUACGCUGAACUUACAGGUGGUCAGGCCUUUCCCCUCAAUCCUGUGUCUAUGAAGCAGCACUUUCGCUCUUUGGAGGAAAAGAGGCGGAGCAAUGGCAGUAAAGAGGGCGGAACUAUUAUGAGUGACAGCAGAGCUUCCCGUAAGAGAGAUCGGCAGAGUUCCGGCACUUUAAACGCCACCCUUAAUCGCAGUCUGUCUCCUAAGUCCCAUAUGCCACUGUCUCAAAGCUCAAGCUGUGGGAGCGUACUGCCUCGUACCCUAUCCGUCACCUCCCGUGACCUGGACACCCGCCGAAUGCUCAAGGCAGGUCAGAUGUUUCUAAAUGAUGAGAGGCAGAGAAUGAGUGAGAUGUCCAAUAGGGCGGUUUCGGAGACAAAUGUCUACCUGGAUACGUUUCACUACAUGGAUAAUGGACACAACUUUGACACGAUGAGUGUGGACAGCGCGGAGAGCCUAGAAACCAGCAUUUCUGCAUGUUCACCUGACAACAUUUCAAGCACCAGCACAGCUAACAUGAUGAAGAUAGAGGAGAUGGAACGCAUGCUGAGAGAAGCUCAAGCCGAGAAGCACAGAUUACUGGAGCACAGGGAGCGAGAGAUGGAGUUGCGGAGACAGGCUCUUGAAGACGAGAGGAGGAGAAGAGAGGAGUUGGAGAGGAGACUUCAGGAGGAGACGAACAGACGACAAAAGAUGGUGGAGAGAGAGUCUCGGCCAUUGACGCGUUACCUGCCGGUAAGGAAAGAUGAUUUUGACCUAAGAGGUCACAUCGAGGCAGCGGGUCAUCAUCCCGGGACAUGUUUUCACCUGGCCAUCACUGAGAAGACCUGCAGAGGCUUCCUGGUCAAAAUGGGUGGAAAGAUCAAAACCUGGAAGAAGCGCUGGUUCGUCUUUGACCGUAACCGCAGGACGCUGGCGUAUUAUGCUGAUAAACAUGAAACCAAAAUGAAAGGUGUGAUAUACUUCCAAGCCAUAGAAGAAGUGUACUAUGACCAUCUGAAGAAUGCACACAAGAGCCCGAACCCCUCCCUGACGUUCAGCGUGAAGACGCACGACCGAGUCUAUUACAUGGUUGCUCCUUCUCCAGAGGCCAUGAGAAUCUGGAUGGAUGUUAUCGUCACCGGAGCGGAAGGAUACACCCACUUCCUGGUGUGAUCGGGUCUUUGUUAAACAACCCAAAGUGACCUUCACGGUUCUGAAUUUAUUUUUCAUUCUGAGGUUUCAUUAUUUCUCAAAUAUUUGGACUGAUCUCGAAAUCAGCAGGUUGGAAGACGGCCUGGUCUGAAUGUCCUGUACUCAACAAUGAGAUGUUUUGGAAGAACGAUCCGGUUUGAUGUUUUAAAGGCAGCUUUUAGACUUCAAAGGUACUUUUUAACAGCUCUUGAAUUGUUCGACCAUAUUCGACCCCAUGCCCAUCAUUUCCAGGAUAGGACUACAUUCAGUACAAGAAAUCACUCAUGUGGUCUUUAAAAGCAUUCUGCAAAGUGCAAACUGGCUUUGACCUGAAUAUACCUCAAUGAAACAACUGGUGUUUCUCUUUUUCGUUCAUUAAAAUUAGAUGCCAAAGACUUCCUGAUGUGCCAUACAGACUGUAACGUUACCACAGUGGACCUUAACAAAUCAGUAUUUUAGGCCUGUUCAGGGCUGUUUUUAUAUUCUGUACAUAAAUUUAGCUGUAGCAUCUGCUACUUAAAACACUUAUUAGUGUUAUUUCGUAUUUACCAGUUGUGCCUCCCUGUUGCUCAGGAAUAUCACGGAUGUGUUAUUAUAUAUAUAUAUAUACCAAAGACGAGCUGAAUUUGUAUUUCAGCAUACUUGAAUGUAAUGCCAUAUACCCAUCAUUUCAGAUAAGUGUCUAACAAUGUAUUUAUAGCACUAAAAUCUAGACAGGGAUAUGUGGACAAAGCUGAAUCUGAUGAUUUAUUAUUAGAUGCACUGACCUUUUGUCAUUGAUUAUAAUGAGGGCGCAGUACCACAACUGACCAGUAGAGAUCAGUUUUCUUAUAACUGCAGGGGUUACUCUGUGAUUUUUUGUAACCGAAAAAGUCGAACAUGUAAAAUUUAAUGGUUUAACAACAAAUCUAUAUGCAUGACUAAGCUAAUAUUUUGUAUCUGAUAUAUAUUUUGAAGUAUUUAGGAUCAUUUAUCGAAUUUAGAUUGAUGUGAAUAUUGAUGCAAAUAGGUGUUGAUUUAUUGAGAUGUCGGUACAGGCGCUAUAUAUGGUAACAAUGCCUUGCAUCACGCUGUGUUGUGAGCUGUUAUUCAUCCGGAUAUAAAAAUAUACCAGACAUC
Misgurnus anguillicaudatus (oriental weatherfish) is the source of this 5017-nucleotide messenger RNA. Lineage: Eukaryota; Metazoa; Chordata; Actinopteri; Cypriniformes; Cobitidae. The record is from RefSeq and is a predicted model, not a curated record.